Messenger RNA from Dichotomopilus funicola, 1071 nucleotides. RefSeq lists its product as uncharacterized. The record is from RefSeq and is a predicted model, not a curated record. Lineage: Eukaryota; Fungi; Ascomycota; Sordariomycetes; Sordariales; Chaetomiaceae. Gene Ontology annotation, molecular function: cardiolipin synthase (CMP-forming) activity. The transcript is spliced from 4 exons. Bases 1 to 1071 code for a protein of 356 amino acids. Gene Ontology annotation, biological process: cardiolipin biosynthetic process. Gene Ontology annotation, cellular component: membrane; mitochondrion.
AUGCCGGCGUCGGUUGCGAAGCAUGGCGUCUCAGCGGGGAUAGGGAGGGCAAGUCUCCGGGGCAUAGCAGGAAGCAGGGGCGGGUUACUGGAUGCUGGGGGUGUGAGGUGCCUUAGCAGUGGGAGAUUGCGACAGCAAAAGGCAAUCCUUAUUCCAGGAUCGAGUUGUUUGGGAGGGACGUUUGGUGCUAGCUGUGCGGUAGCGAGCCCGGUCUACGCGCAGUCGAGGUGGUUUAUGGUUUCAAGUAGGUGGAGGGAAAGCCGGAAACCGACAGAGGAGGAAUCGGGCUCGCAGCCGAAGCAGGUGCAAAACAGCACACCCUCCUCCCCACCACCACCCGCACCCAAACAAGGCCCAACCGCCGCCCUCCGCAAAAUCCUACCCAGCAUGUCCAAAACCACGCGGCACGAGAACAUCUACACGCUCCCCAACAUCCUCACCGCCUCGCGACUCCUCGCAGCGCCUUUUAUCGGCUACUGCAUCCUGCACGACUACCACGCGGCGGCGCUCGGGCUGUUCGCCUACGCGGGCGUGACUGACGCCCUGGACGGCUGGAUCGCGCGGCGCUGGAACCUUGGGACUGUUGUCGGGACUGUGAUUGAUCCUAUGGCUGACAAGACGUUGAUGACGGUGCUGACUGUGGCGUUGGCUGUUAAGGGGGCGUUGCCUGUCUGGCUCGCCUUCAUAAUCCUCGGCCGGGACGUCGGUCUCGCCAUCUCCGCCAUCUACUACCGCUGGAUCUCGCUCCCUCCACCCAAGACACUAGCACGAUACUGGGACUUCUCGCUUCCCUCGGCCGAGGUGCACCCGACACAGAUCAGCAAGGCCAACACGGCGCUGCAGCUGGGCCUGAUGGGGCUGACGACGCUGGCGCCGGUGAUUCCGGGGGUGGAUAUGACGGGGGCGUUGGGGGUUAUGCAAUACAUCGUGGCAACGACUACCGUGUGGAGUGGUGCUAGUUACAUUUACAGUAAGGAUGCCGUCAAGAUUUUGACGCCGCAGGAGGCGGAGGAGAAGAAGGCGGAGAAGGAACGGGCGGAGAAGGAGAAGGGGAGACAAAACCUCAAAUAA